AUGAUAAAUAUUCCAAAGAGAGUGUACAAACAGCUGUUAGAUGACACCGUCAAAUUACAAAAAGCCAAUGACGCAAUUGCAAAAUUGAAUCAAAUUUUACGCCAGAAGUCAGAUGAAUUGAAAGAAUUAAAGAAUCGAAAGUCACAGAAAUGUUCAGAGGAGAUGGAUUUUGCAUCUGAGAUAUUGUUCUGUUUAGGAAAUGGAAAGCAAGACAAAAAAUAUUCCGAAAAUAUUCGGCAGUUUUGCAUGGCUCUAUCGUACUAUUCACCAAAUGCAUAUAGAUACGUAAGAUCUGUCUUCAAGAACAAUUUGCCACAUCCCAGAACGAUGCGGGCAUGGCUCAGCUCGAUUGAUGCAUCACCGGGUGUUACAGCUGAAGCUCUUAACACAUUGGAGAUUAAAGCGAAGGAAUAUGAAGCACAGGGAAAGGAAUUAUUGAUAGCGAUGAUAUCCGAUGAAGUUUCAAUAAAAAAGAAAAUUGAGUGGGUUGAAGCAGAGCAUAAAUUUAGUGGUUUUAUCACUUGCAGAGACGAAGAAAAUAAGAAAAAGCAAAAAAAUAAGGGACUACCUGUUGCCAAAAACGCAUUAGUUUUCAUGGCAGUUGGAGCGGACUUCAAAAUAUCGAUGGCAUAUUUUCUUCUCACCGGUUUGAAUGCCCUUGGAAGAGCUGCAUUAACACAACUUACUAUAAAAAGUGUCAAUAAUACUGGUGCUCGCGUGAUAUCUCUUACGCAGAUGAAUUGCACACGUUCCAAUUUUGCCAAGACCAUUUGGAAACUUGGUUUUCAGCUGUCCGAAGUAGAUUGGGCUACAACGAUAAUCCAUCUGCUUCCGAAUUUAAAGCGAUAUAUCGUAAGCUUUUAG
Molecule: messenger RNA, 864 nt
Organism: Sitodiplosis mosellana (orange wheat blossom midge)
Lineage: Eukaryota; Metazoa; Arthropoda; Insecta; Diptera; Cecidomyiidae
Exons: 4
Coding region: 1-864 (287 amino acids)
Source: RefSeq, a predicted model, not a curated record